CUCCGUCUCUCAGGUGUCCACAUUUUACAGUUGAUGUACGGCUGUGAAUGCGAUGAUGAGACUGGAGAAGUUAGCGGAUAUCGACAGUUUGGUUAUGAUGGAGAAGACUUCAUAUCAUUUGACCUGAAGAGAGAGACAUGGAUCGCUCCAACACCACAGGCUGUCAUCACCAAAAACAACUUGGAUCAUGACAAAGCUUGGACCAAACGGACUAAAAUCUAUCUCACCAAGGUUUUUCCUGAGUGGCUGAAGAAGCAUGUGGACUAUGGGAGGAGCUCUCUGAUGAGAACAGUCCUCCCCUCAGUGUCUCUCCUCCAGAAGACCCCCUCCUCUCCAGUCAGCUGCCAUGCUACAAGUUUCUACCCAAACAGAGCCGAGAUGUUCUGGAGGAAAGAUGGAGAGGAGCUUCAUGAGGACGUGGACAAAGGAGAGAUCCUCCCCAACAAUGACGGGACCUUCCAGAUGAGUGUUGAUCUGAAACUGUCAUCAGUGAAACCUGAAGACUGGAGCAGGUACGACUGUGUGUUUCAGCUCUCUGGAGUGAAGGAGGACAUUGUCACUAGACUGGACAAAUCAGUGAUCAGGACCAACUGGGAUAAAACUGGGAUCAGAGGUGGUGGAGGUAAGAAACACCUUUAGUUUACUUUCAUCCUA
Messenger RNA from Monopterus albus (swamp eel), 654 nucleotides. RefSeq names its product class I histocompatibility antigen, F10 alpha chain-like. Bases 34 to 639 code for a protein of 201 amino acids. Gene Ontology annotation, cellular component: external side of plasma membrane. Gene Ontology annotation, biological process: immune response. NCBI's taxonomy places the organism in Eukaryota, Metazoa, Chordata, Actinopteri, Synbranchiformes, Synbranchidae. The record is from RefSeq and is a predicted model, not a curated record. The transcript has 2 exons.